This is a messenger RNA of Chrysochloris asiatica (Cape golden mole), 357 nucleotides long. RefSeq names its product chemokine (C-C motif) ligand 24 (gene CCL24). Bases 1 to 357 code for a protein of 118 amino acids. Lineage: Eukaryota; Metazoa; Chordata; Mammalia; Afrosoricida; Chrysochloridae. Gene Ontology annotation, biological process: positive regulation of GTPase activity; G protein-coupled receptor signaling pathway; cellular response to interleukin-1. Gene Ontology annotation, molecular function: chemokine activity; CCR chemokine receptor binding. Gene Ontology annotation, cellular component: extracellular region. The record is from RefSeq and is a predicted model, not a curated record. The transcript is spliced from 3 exons.
AUGGCAGGCCCUGCGACCCUCAUAACCAGCCUCCUGCUUCUGGCCCUCUGCACCUACCACAUUAGCCCUGCAGGAUCCGUGGUCAUUCCCUCUUCCUGUUGCAUGACCUUUGUUUCCAAGCAAGUUCCCGAGGGCAUUGUGGCAACCUACACGCUGUCCAGUGGAAGUGUCUGCCCCAAGGCAGGGGUGAUUUUCACCACCAAGAAGGGCAAGAAAUUCUGUGGUGACCCCAAGCAGAAGUGGGUCCAGAGGUAUAUGAAGAACAUAGAUGCCAAGCGGAAGGCCGCCCCUGGAGCCAAGGCCCUAAGGAGAAAGGCCGCUGUCCAAAGACACCCUGCCAACAACAUCACCAUCUAA